Molecule: messenger RNA, 339 nt
Organism: Salvia splendens (bonfire salvia)
Lineage: Eukaryota; Viridiplantae; Streptophyta; Magnoliopsida; Lamiales; Lamiaceae
Product: protein EARLY FLOWERING 4
Exons: 1
Coding region: 1-339 (112 amino acids)
Biological process (GO): entrainment of circadian clock; positive regulation of circadian rhythm
Cellular component (GO): nucleus
Source: RefSeq, a predicted model, not a curated record
AUGAACGACGCCUCCAAUUUCCUCAUCUCCGCCGCCAACCACAGAUUCUCCGACGGCGAGGACGCAGCUGCGGACGACGAGGACGACUUUGAGACAUGGGAAGCCCUAAGCAAGAGCUUCGGAGAGGUCCAAUCGGUGCUCGAUCGCAACCGCCGCCUAAUUCAGCAGGUCAACGACAACCACCGCUCCAAAAUUCCCGAUAAUCUGGCCAAAAAUGUCGCGCUCAUAUGCGAGAUCAAUGAUAACAUGUCAAGAGUCGUCGGCCUCUAUUCUGGUCUCUCCGCCACCUUGUCCGCCGUCGUUCGGCGGCGGCGCGAAGGAAAUGGAAUAUUGAAAUAA